This is a messenger RNA of Umbelopsis ramanniana AG, 396 nucleotides long. RefSeq lists its product as uncharacterized. The coding region runs from base 84 to 260 and encodes 58 amino acids. NCBI's taxonomy places the organism in Eukaryota, Fungi, Mucoromycota, Umbelopsidomycetes, Umbelopsidales, Umbelopsidaceae. The transcript has a single exon. The record is from RefSeq and is a predicted model, not a curated record.
AUUCCACCCUACUAUUUAUUUUCUGCUGCUACUUGUUCCAGAUAUGUUCAGAUACCAGAGCCCUGGGGCUCGUUGUACAUACGAUGACUGAAUUUGAGGAUAUCCCACUUCGAAUCCUCUUUUUUUUUUUUUUUUCUUUCCGUUGCCUUGCUUUUACCCCCCAAUUACCGCCUAAAAGCUCCACUCGGUCGUUUCCUUUUACUUGGAUUCCCAACCCCACCCCCUUAUAUAAUUAUCUAAACCAACGUACGCGAGUUUAAAAAUUCAAAAUGGUUCUCGCAAUCUCUUAUACUCCAUUUUUAAUUGUUUUAAAGAAAAAAAGAGAGAAAAAUUACAGCCAAUAAAUACACCUCUGGGCACCCCAUUUCGAUCGUUUGCCCUGGGACUGCUAAUCAC